GCUGACACGAGAGCUGGCACUGUUUGCAUUCUCUGGUUGGAUUUUAGGCCUUGCUGGGUGCCACUGACCCGUGCCUCCAGCUCACCUCGACGCUGCCAUGGCCACGCUAGAGACACUGCCCGUCCUGAGUGACCCCGCCCGCGCCAGCCCGCAGAACUUCCACGCACUCGCCGCCCGGCCAUCCCGAACCGCCGCCCCCAGGAGCGCCAUGGGGAGCGUGGCCCGGCGUGUCGCCAACGACCAGGAGUAUGCACAUGAAGGAAGCGUGGGCACGCCGGGACCCCGGGGCAAGUCGGCAACGCCGCCAGGCUCUCCGAGGGCUUCACCGCAAAACAACGGCUACUCCGCGCGGGAGAUCUCCAACCGCUACUCCGGCGAGGAGAAGACCUACAAGUCGGAGAAGGUCUCCAACUCCCUCUACAUCAACGGCGACCUGCGCAAGAGCGAGAAGGUGAAGAUGGACAUCUGUGGGAACGUGACCUCCAACAACGAGAAGAACCUGCCGCCUCCUCCCCAGUACCGAGAGCCCGGUAACCCACCAAAGAUAUUGCCAAUCUCCGGCAAACUCGACCAGAGCAAUGAGCCCUUAGUUAGACCCUCAGCCUUUAAGCCAGUAGUUCCUAAAAACUUCCAUUCCAUGCAGAACCUCUGCCCGCCGCAGAGCAACGGGAUGACGGAGAACAGGAAGAGCUUGAACCACGCCAACAGCAAUAGCCCGUCCGCACCCAAAGCUGGGCUCGACAAGGGCAGCCUUAACAGGACUACAAACCAAGGGGGGGGGCUCUCGGAUUCGGGGCGUAACUCCCUGACGAGCCUGCCCACCUACGGGACGGGCUACAGCCAGCACGUGGGGCCCAUGAGCGCCUCCACCAGCCACAUCAACCGCAUCGGCACCACCUACGUGGAGAAGAACAUCGUGGGAUACAACGGGAUAUCUACCUCAGACAGCGGGCGGUCCUCCAGCAAGAGCACCUCCUCCUUCAGCAGGCUGAACCAUCUCAACGAGACCAUGCCUUUCCACUCGCCUUCCACGGACGACAUCAUCCAGGACCUGGAGGACCGGCUGUGGGAGAAGGAGCAGGAGGUCCUCCAGAUGCGGAGGAACCUGGACAAGAGCGAGGCGGCGAUCUUCCAGGUCUUCGAGGAGAAGCAGAAGAUCUGGGAGAGGGAGAUGGAGGACCUGAGGCAGAACUACGCCAACAAGCUGCAGCAGGUCUCCAAAAAGGCGCAGCGGGCUCAGCAGGCUUUGCAGCUCCAAAUUUUCAAGCUCCAGCAGGAGAAAAAAAAACUCCAGGACGACAUGGGGCAACUCCUCCAGCAGCGAGAGGAGCUGGAGAAGAAAUUUGUGGCUUUCAAGAAGGAGCAGGCUGAGUUUCUCCCAAAGAUUGAAGAGACCAAGUGGGAGGUGUGCCAGAAGGCAGGCGAGAUCUCCCUGCUCAAGCAGCAGCUGAAGGACUCCCAGGCAGACGUCUCCCAGAAGCUGAACGAGAUCGUGGGGCUGCGCUCGCAGCUCAAGGAAGGCAAGAACUUCCUGCGGGAGAAGGAGGAGCAGAUCCUCACCCUGAAGGACUCCUACAGCUCCAAGAGCGUCAACCUGGAGAUCUGCGAGGGCGAACUGCAGCGCAAGAUGAGCGAGGUGCAGGUGCUGAGGGAAAAACUGAACCACUGUGAGCUGGAGGUCUCCGGCCUGAAGCGGACACUUGCCAGCAUGGGACCCCCGGGGCCCUUCGGGGGCGACCUGGGCGAGAAGCUGCGGGACCCGCUGGCCUGCGAGAGCGACGAGGCCAAGAUGCAGCGGCAGAGCGAGGACAGCGUGAACUCCCUGCGGAAGGAGGUGGAGAGGCUCCAGACCGAGCUGAAGCUGGAGCGGCAGCAGCGGGAGCAGCAGGUGAUGGACUUCGAGGAGGAGCGGCGCACGUGGCAGGAGGAGAAGGAGAAGGUCAUCAAGUACCAGAAGCAGCUGCAGCUGAACUACGUGGAGAUGUACCAGAAGAACCAGCUCCUGGAGCACAAGGUGAACGAGAUGAACACCAAGGCCACCAGCCCCCCGCACACCGAGGAGAAAAAGACGUGGACUCCCUCCAGGCUCGAGCGAAUUGAGUCCACCGAGAUCUGAGGAGGGGCCACCACCACGACACAACGAGAUUUUUUUAUUGCUGUGCAUGUACUACCUACUCAAGCCAGUGAUCUUCCGAAGGAUAACGCGCUACCGCCGGAGCGGGGGGAGCCUGCUCUGCUCCCAGCCGAGCUCCACCACCCUUACUCUCCACUUCUGUGCUCUGUAGGUAAAAUAACUGUGGAUGUGCGUUGGUUUUCUAUCGAUGAUGCGACAUCUCUUUCGGGUUUUUUUUUCCUAGUACAGCUGGUGAGGGUCAAAAUUGGCUCUUUCGUUAAUCUGCCGUGACUGUUACUCCGCUGGAGGCUGCCACCCCCUCUCCUACAGUUCACCCCUCCUCAGUUGGUUGUUUUGGAAGGUUAAUAUUCGGUUUCUUUGGUUUUCCCGAGCAUUUUCGUGCAGCGAAACAGCUCAAAGUGGCAGGUUUGUUGGUUUGGUUGGUUGGUUUGUUUUUUUUCCCAGAUGUUUUUAGCCACAUUGGCUAACGGAGCAAAGCUCUCGGGAUGAUGAGCAAACUCACUGUUCUGCAUCAAGUAUCCUGUUCCAGACGAUGGUCUUAGUGAAGUCAGUGCAAGGUUGGCCACUGAUUUCAGUGAAACCAGACAUAUCUCUGCCAGACGACUCCCUCUUGCCAGCCCAUGGUUGCAAGAGGUUAGGACAUCCUUGAGGAGCAGGAUGAGCCUGUCCUGGUAACAGAAGCCAACAGGGAAUGAUCUCCCAGCAGGAGCCUCUUUGGGGGCUCAGCAGAGCUGUGUUUUCAUUUCCUUGUGGUUUCCUUCUGUGGUUCCACUCCUCUCCCAGGUUGUGACUGACCCUGGGAGCAGAAAUACCCUCCCACCUCUGCCUUGGUCCCCUUACCCUUACUAUACACCCAAGCUGGCAACAGCAAGAAAAAAGCUUGGAAAUCCAAGCUGGUUUCCCUUCCCAAGAGCCCUCUUACUUCCCAAAGUCAAUGGGAUCAAGGUUUGGGGAAGCCUCCAAACCUGUGGGAUGUUUAUGCAAACUGAAGCUUUAGCAAUUUGCCCCAAUAUUGGGCAGUUGUGCCACCCUGUCCCUGAAUGAGUGACGCUUUGGGGCACUCUCUUGGUCCAGGGUCUACUUAAAAACAGCAUCCAAGCCUCACUCAGGAGUUGCAGGGGGCACAUCCCAGCUGGAUUCCAACGGGGCGAGCGUCAGCCUUCAGUACAGCCAUUCCAAACAGCACCCACGGCCGUCCCACGCGGCAUCACAUAUUCCAGGGAUGGAGAUAACGCAGGCCUAGCUUAAGAAAACACUCAGCUACUAAUUCUGAGCAUGAAUUCAGUCCUUAAGAAGGGAAAAUGCUUAAGAUCACGCAAGUGCUUAUGCCCUGGCAGAACAAUAACCAAAUCCUACGUGCACAGUCACUGAGGCAGCAAAACCCGGCUCUCGGCUUGAAAACGUGGGCAAAGUGGGCCCAGUUCUCCCUUUUAUGGACAUUUUUUUACCAUGAUCCACAGUAAAGAGAAGGGAAACGUUUCAAAGUGGAGUUUGCAGAGACUGGGCAGUGGCCAAAGAAUCAACACAAGUGGGAAUUUUGGCUCUUUGUCUUAGGGAGAAGAUAGAAGAACAAAGCUGGAAUUAGCACUGGACACCUUGGAAUGUCUGUGCGGUGACUCCAGGGAGGGUUUGGCCAGAUCACAUUCCAUGUGCACAAGAAGGAAGAACCUCAGGGUGUUGAGGGGCUGAAGACCUUCCAAGCAAAAGCCCUGAACCUGCACAUUUUCCAUGCUCCCUUUCUGAAAAGCUCCUCAUUUCAUCACCAGGUCUGACCUUCAAUUUGGGAACAAGCAUUGCUGUGGUGAGCUCCAGACUGAGCAGAGAGAGAGAGGAGGCUGCAGUUAAUCCCACCAACCAAGGUCAUCAGGCA
Manacus vitellinus (golden-collared manakin) is the source of this 4004-nucleotide messenger RNA. It is a transcript of the gene LZTS3, whose product is annotated as leucine zipper tumor suppressor family member 3. Gene Ontology annotation, biological process: regulation of dendritic spine morphogenesis. The record is from RefSeq and is a predicted model, not a curated record. Lineage: Eukaryota; Metazoa; Chordata; Aves; Passeriformes; Pipridae. Gene Ontology annotation, cellular component: dendritic spine.